Messenger RNA from Protobothrops mucrosquamatus (brown spotted pit viper), 3936 nucleotides. RefSeq names its product palladin, cytoskeletal associated protein (gene PALLD). The transcript has 11 exons. Lineage: Eukaryota; Metazoa; Chordata; Lepidosauria; Squamata; Viperidae. The record is from RefSeq and is a predicted model, not a curated record. Bases 169 to 2199 code for a protein of 676 amino acids.
UUAAGAAUUCAGCAGCUACAGAACCAAAUCCGGCUGGAAAAAGAAGCAGACCAGUGGUGUCAUCAGAAGCAAACUGGUUUCCUUCAGAAUCUUCCCUUGUCCCCAACUUUUCUCCCUCCAUUUUCAUUCCAAGAACUUGAGUCCAGCCAUUCUCCUUCUCCUGUGCAAAUGAGUAUUUUGAAUUCUCAUUCUGCUCCUACCAUGCAGACAUCCAGUUCUUUCAACUAUGCCCGUCCUAAACAAUUUAUUGCUGCACAAAAUAUUAGCCCUGCUUCAAGUUAUGUAACGCCGUCACCUGGCUCUUCCACAUCUAGUCUCCCAUCCCCAAUGUCUCCAACUGCUUCUGAGAAGCAGUUUGGUAAAACAUCUGUCCCCUCUUUCUCUCAGACUUUUGCUCCUGAGGAAGAGUAUCCGUGGUCUCCUUCCCCACCUCCUCCCCCUCCCCCUCCCCCUGUUUUUAGUCCUACAUCUACUUUUUUAGUGGCAGAUUCCUUUCCACUGCCACCACCUCCACCUCCUCUCCCAGCUUCUGUCCCCUCGCCUUCCCGCAGUUUUUCUCCAACACCCAGAUUAUCCAGCUCUAGUCAGUCUCCAGCAGCCUUCCUCAGCUCCAUGCUACCAUCUCAGCCACCUCCAAUGUCAGUUAAUGCACUAGGACUUCCCAAAAGUGUUACACCGUCGGGAUUUCCAAAAAAAUCAGGCAGAACUGCCAGGAUUGCAUCUGAUGAAGAAAUUCAGGGCACAAAAGAUGCUGUUAUCCAGGACCUGGAAAGAAAACUUCGCUUCAAGGAAGAUCUCUUGAACAAUGGCCAACCAAAGUUAACAUAUGAGGAAAAGAUGGCUCGUCGAUUGCUGGGAGCUGACAAUGCUGCAACAGUCUGCAGUAUUCAAGAACCAGAAGAGGAACUUGCAGAACAGGAAUACAAAGUCUCCAGUUUUGAGCAGAGACUGAUCAGUGAAAUUGAAUUUAGAUUGGAGAGAACUCCAGUAGAAGAGUCUGAUGAUGAAGUGGAGCAUGGGAAAGAUAUUCUUGAUGGCAGCCUGGCCCCAUAUUUUGUGACAAAACUUAAACACUACAAAAUAUUUGAAGGAAUGCCAGUCACUUUUGUAUGCAGAGUUUCUGGAAAUCCAAACCCAAAGAUCUAUUGGUUCAAAGAUGGAAAGAAAAUAUCUAAAAGGAAUGAGCACUACCAGAUGCAAAGAGAACCUGAUGGGACCUGCUCUCUCCAUACCACUGCCUCCACCCUCGAUGAUGAUGGGAAUUAUACUAUCAUGGCUGCCAAUCCACAGGGGAGAAUAAGCUGUACAGGACGAUUGAUGGUCCAAGCUGUCAAUCAAAGAGGACGCAGCCCCCGGACACCUCCUAGCCAGCCUCAUGUCAGAAGACCACGGUCUCGAUCAAGGGAUAGCGGAGAUGAAAAUGAACCAAUCCAGGAACGCUUCUUCCGACCACAUUUCCUGCAGGCUCCAGGAGAUCUGAUAGUUCAAGAAGGAAAACUUUGUAGAAUGGAUUGCAAGGUCAGUGGCUUGCCAACUCCUGACAUCAACUGGCAACUUAAUGGAAGAGUAAUACGUUCUGAUAAUUCCCACAAAAUGCUUGUACGGGAAAAUGGUAUACACUCCUUAAUCAUAGAGCCAGUCACAGCAAGGGAUGCUGGCAUUUAUAUAUGUAUUGCCACUAAUCGAGCUGGCCAGAACACCUUCAGCCUGGAACUGAUUGUGACAGCUAAGGAAGCACACAAGCCACCUGUAUUUAUAGAAAAACUGCAGAAUACAGGAGUGGCUGAGAGGUUUCCUGUGCGAUUGGAAUGCCGGGUUUCAGGUAUGCCUCCACCUCAGAUUUUCUGGAAGAAGGAAAAUGAGUCACUCAUAUACAACACUGACAGAGUGAGCAUGCAUCAAGAUAAUCAUGGAUACAUCUGCCUGCUUAUUCAGGGAGCUACAAAAGAAGAUGCUGGUUGGUACACUGUAUCAGCAAAGAAUGAAGCUGGGAUUGUUUCCUGCACAGCAAGGCUGGAUGUCUAUACUCAGUGGCAACAACAGUCCCAAACCACUAAGCCAAAGAAAGUGCGUCCCUCAGCCAGUCGGUAUGCAGCACUUUCUGACCAAGGACUAGACAUCAAAGCUGCAUUUCAGCCAGAGGCAAACCCAGGACAUCUGACAUUGCAAUCUGGCUUGGUAGAAAGUGAUGAUCUUUAAGUAUUAGCUACAGAUACACCAUUUCUGUUCAAAUUGAAAAUACUGAAUGCCAUUGUAUUGAUCAAUGAUAAUCUACGUCACUGUGCGCAAGACAGACACUUCUGUGUGCAAAAGAACCCAGCCACAUCUUUCUUGUUUAGUAUAACAAAUUAAGAGUUUGUAGAGAGAAAUGCAAUCUGCAUAUACAAAUCACCUUCACUAUAACCAUUUCUUAUUACAUUGUGGGUAACACUGUUUUGAAUCGUCCUAUUCACAAGUGUUAAAGUGAGUGAAAAUUUGCAAAAAUAAAUAUGCUGCACACUUAUUGCUGAGUGCCUUUGCAGUUUGUAGGUGCUAUUAAUGUGUAAUGAAUAGAAAUGCACUGAAAAAAGUAUUAACAGUGCAUUAUAAUGAUAGUUCAGAUGUGCAAUACUGAAUGAGUAAAGCAAGAUAGAAAAAGGAAGAUAAAUUAGUGACAUUUUUGUGUCUAUAAUUGACUUUCUAUUCUCAAAGGAAAUAGGAUAUGUUAGUUUUGCCUUAAUUGUAUUAGGGUAGGUAAGGUAACCUUGUAUCAGAAGGCUUUUGACUUUUGCCAGUGGAUGUGAUGCUUAGAUUCAUGUUACUUUUAUAACAGUGAGAAAAGAUAAAAGGCAAAAGUCAGACCUUCCUCAAAAAAUGAUAUGUGAGCAAAACCUCAGUGCUUUUUAAAACAAUAUCAGAGAUUUGAUUGAGUAGAAUCUAUGUGAUACAAAGGAAAAUAAUUAGGAGUGUAGAGUAAGUGAAAAUGGGUUGAGUUUGCAAUAAGAGUUUAAAUAAUUUGCAUACCAUAGAGAAUAGAUAAAUAAAUGUUGGGGAAUACAAGAAAAUGUUGUUACAGUUUAAGCACUGCUUGCAUGUACACUAGAGGUUUAUUUUUGUGUUGUUGGUUCUUGAACAGGAACCCUGUCUAUGGCUGAGCCUUUGUGAAGGACUGAAAAUAGUUAACCAGCCAGAAACCAAGAUAUUUUUUCCAGUUAAUGGAUUUCACUUAGAUUAUAUUAAGCAAUUUUGAUUCAAAAUGAGCUCAACUUCCACUCAGAAGGUGUGGAAGGCUAUUUCAGUUAGAUUUGCUGAAAAUAAUGUAGUCCAAUGGUACAGCAGUACUCUGCUACAAAAGGAAAACACUGUAUUUCUUAUAUGAAGCACGUUUAUAGUACUUUAUAAUUAAAAAUCUGAAUCUUUUUCUCAACUCAAUUACUCAAAUACAUACUUUUUUGUAAAGAUAGAAAAAAAGUUUUGUAAUAUGCCAUGCCAUUUAUUUUGCAUUAAUUGCUAUUCCUGUAUUGCUUUUUCCUUCGUUAUUAAGUACACUAUUCAGAAUUUUAGUGGCUAAUAAAAACUUCUAUCACAAAAAGAUAAUUACUUUUCUAUGGAAGCUUGUGCAGAUGGUAAUAAUUCAGCAAUAGGAAUUUGACUUAUUUGUGUUGUCAUAUAUAACUGUCCUAAUGCUCUGGAUCUAAGCAAUUGAAUCCUUGCCCAAUUGUCAAUGUGACUUGUUUAGCUUAAUUGCUAUUUUUUAGCUUAACUAGUAGUAAUUUGCUUCUUUUUAUUUGUAUUUAUAAAUCUAUACAAGCAUACUAUUUUGGAUUGUGAGCUAGUAUCAUAAGGGUUUGACAUCAAUAAAUAUUACAGAAAUUUAAGAAAAAAUGUAUUUUCUUGGUUAAAAUGCUAAUAAUUCUUAAUGAGACCUCAAAUAAUAAAACAGCCUACUAGGAGGGU